AUGACACUGUGUAAUCUGAGGCCGCUGGCCUCAAAUGCCACGGAUAUGUUAGAACGCUUACAGCUGAAAAAUCCGCGUCAGUUUGCAAGUGAUGUGAAUAAAUUUGCCGCGAGAGCAUAUUAUUAUAACAAUGAUUUUCAAUCGUAUCAACUGGUGAGCAGUGCUAUUUCCAUGGGUGGCUAUCUGGAAAGUCUUCCACCAGAUGUCAGUCAAGGUCUUGGACACAACCGAUCGGAUACAGUCAUUCAUUGCAUGGUACGUUCAACCAUAUAUAAUUAUGUGUAUAAUAUAUCUGAGGAUCUGUUCACUUGA
Molecule: messenger RNA, 312 nt
Organism: Echinostoma caproni
Lineage: Eukaryota; Metazoa; Platyhelminthes; Trematoda; Plagiorchiida; Echinostomatidae
Source: the annotation of a GenBank genome assembly